Penicillium cinerascens is the source of this 626-nucleotide messenger RNA. RefSeq names its product cytosine deaminase. The transcript is spliced from 3 exons. NCBI's taxonomy places the organism in Eukaryota, Fungi, Ascomycota, Eurotiomycetes, Eurotiales, Aspergillaceae. The record is from RefSeq and is a predicted model, not a curated record. Gene Ontology annotation, cellular component: cytoplasm; nucleus. Bases 91 to 537 code for a protein of 148 amino acids. Gene Ontology annotation, molecular function: diaminohydroxyphosphoribosylaminopyrimidine deaminase activity.
GCAUUGAUAAUGGACCCGGUUCCCCUCAUUCGUACAUUGUAGAAAUCAUCUCCCACCUGUUAAACACCUUAAUUGACCCUCAAUUUCAUCAUGAGCCAGGAACCCGGAUUCAUCGCAGCUGUGGAGGAAGCAAAGCAGGGUUACGCCGAGGGGGGAGUUCCGAUUGGCGCCUGUCUGGUGUCCAAGGACGGCAAGAUCCUGGGCCGAGGCCAUAACAUGCGCGUGCAGAAGGGUAGCCCUGUGCUGCACGCCGAGAUGUCCGCUCUCGAAAACUCCGGUCGUCUCCCCGCCUCCGCCUACGAGGGCGCCACUAUGUAUACCACUCUGUCGCCCUGUGAUAUGUGCACCGGCGCCUGCAUUCUCUACAAGGUGAACCGUGUGGUCAUUGGCGAGAACGAGAACUUUAUGGGUGGAGAGGAGCUCCUCAAAAACCGCGGCAAGGAGGUUGUCGUGGUGGAUAACCAGGAGUGCAAGGACCUGAUGGCCAAGUUUAUGAAGGAGAAGCCGGAGCUUUGGAACGAGGACAUCGCCGUCUAAGUCCAUAGAAAAUUUGCAUAUAAUAGCCCAAACAAUGCUGAAGGGUGCUUCAUAUUCCACCCGAUUCAUGUUCAUUUCUCAAUUGCUGA